CUGCAAACAAAGAGAGCAUACUCCAUCAUUGAGCCAAAGAGAGAAUGCUCUCUCUACACUACUCCCCUCCAUUACCUUCCCUCCUAUACCCUAAUUCCGACCACACCCACCUCUCCAUUCCCAUCAAAAACCGCAAUUUCUCAUCCUUCAAUCUCCACCCACUCCCCAAAACCCACAAUUCCAAGCUCUCAAUCAAAACCCACUUCAGAAAACUCGUCUGCAAAGCUUUAAAGGACUCCGGUGAAGAAAAGAAGGUGUCUUUGGACAGUGGCGGCGGCGGAGACGGCGGAGGAGGAGGCGGCGGUGACGGUGGCGACGAUGAGCAGGAGGAGAAGAAGAGUGGGCCCCUGCCGGGGUGGUUGAACAUAACUACCGAUGAUGCCAAGACAGUGUUUGCGGCAAUUGCGGUGUCGCUUGCGUUUCGGUCUUUCGUAGCUGAGCCGAGGUUUAUUCCUUCCUUGUCAAUGUACCCUACUUUGGAUGUUGGAGAUAGAAUUGUAGCUGAGAAGGUUUCAUAUUACUUCAGAAAGCCAUGUGCCAAUGAUGUUGUUAUCUUUAAAAGUCCACCGGUCCUUCAGGAAGUAGGAUAUACCGACCUUGACGUCUUCAUUAAAAGAGUAGUGGCCAAGGAAGGUGAUACUGUGGAGGUUCGCAAUGGGAAGCUCAUAGUUAAUGGGGUCGAGAGAAAUGAAAAGUUCAUCCUGGAACCACCUUCUUAUACUAUGACACCUAUAACUGUGCCAGAGAACUCAGUUUUUGUGAUGGGUGACAAUAGAAAUAACAGCUACGAUUCACACGUAUGGGGUCCACUGCCAGCCAAGAAUAUUUUGGGAAGAUCUAUCUUUCGGUACUGGCCCCCGAAAAGGAUUGGCGCCACUGUUCUUGAGACCGGAUGUGCUGUAGACAAGCAGGAGAGUAUUCCAGCAUCUCAACCAAAGGAAGGUGCAGCAUUGAAUUGAAAAGGAAGACGGCUUAGACCAUUUUUUCUUUCAAAUUUUGUGUAACAUAUCUCUCGGGGGCUAAUUUUUUCCGAAAAGCCCUAUUUAUUGUUGUAGAUUGAAAAUCUGAACCUCAAGUUGAGUAACUUAUUUGACACAUCAAAAUUUACUCUCUUACUGUAUCGUGUUUUAGUUUAAU
Molecule: messenger RNA, 1137 nt
Organism: Fragaria vesca subsp. vesca
Lineage: Eukaryota; Viridiplantae; Streptophyta; Magnoliopsida; Rosales; Rosaceae
Product: chloroplast processing peptidase-like
Exons: 5
Coding region: 45-959 (304 amino acids)
Biological process (GO): thylakoid membrane organization
Cellular component (GO): chloroplast thylakoid membrane
Molecular function (GO): serine-type endopeptidase activity
Source: RefSeq, a predicted model, not a curated record